CAGGAUAGAUUCGUUGAAGUAAGAUCAGAGACAUACUCGGGUUUUGAGAUAGCGAUUAAAAUGGUUACACCACAACAAAUCCCCCUUAUCAUUGAGCAACUGGAGCUAAGCAAGUAUUAUCCAAAAAAAUUAACGCGAGAAAAGGCACUGGCAGUUUCGGAUAUUAGAAUUACAACCAAUGAUCUCAAGGAAGCUGGCAAAAUUCCUUGGUUUAUUUUGCAAAAUCUUUUGAUGUGUAACUAUGAAGGAAGAUGUUUUGAAGUAAGCCAAGAUAAUUCAUCACUUCCUAAAAUGGGAGAUUCGUUUUCUUUUUUUACAAGCCACUCCAAUACAGCAAGCAAAACCGGUGACACAGAACAGAUAAGCCCAUCGGAUGCACUAAUAGCUCUUUUUUGGUGCUGUGACGAUUUCUUGAGGCAAAUUUUAGUAGAAAAAAUGUCCAUGUGUCAGCUUGCUGUUCCACUGAUAUUACCUUUGAAAGACGUUAAUUCACAUGGAAGUGAAAUGAAUUGGGCGAUGAGCAAGCUGAGAUUGGAAGACGUCGAUUCACAUGGAAGUGAAAUGCUUAUAUGGGCUAUGAGUACGCUAAGAAAGCAAUGGAAAACAAGUCUAGGAUCCUGCGAACACUCAAUGACCAUGUAUCCUUUGCCGAUUAUAUCUGUCAUUCGCUUAGGCAGACCUCUGAUAUCAAAAUCAAAGAUAAUUAACUAUGUUAUCAGUGAUCUGAGACAUAACGUUUUUUUUCACUCUGAAUGCGAUGGUGGUACUUUGGAAAGAAAAAUCUCUGACGGGUUACUAGAAAUUGCAUGGUACCUUCCGACCGGAAAACCCAAAGACAUUUCAACCGAAGGGCUUACCUUCUUAAAUUUGAGAGGUAAUGCAUCUCAUCUUAAAACAGAAACAGAAUUUUUAUCCGAAAUAUCACUUGUAACUAUUGCAUUUGCAUCUUCUAUGAAACCAAAGGAAGAAGAUGUUACUUUACUUGAAACAUUGUACGAACAAAAUGGCCACUUAAUUCUUGUAACCGACGGGCAACCUUCAAAAGAGUUCACUUGCUCACUUGAUUUGUUGUCGCGAAAGUGUGAUAAGAAAGAGAAUAAACACUUUGGAUGCAUUGAUUCUUCAAACAAAAAUGAAUCACAAACAAGUAAGGAAAUUAGGAGGUUGCUUAUUGACAUUUGUAAAAAUGGUAGUCGCAUUGUACCAGAUAAGAGCAUUGAAAUGUGCACUGAUAUUGCAAAACGAUUGUGUUUUAAUUUUGAUGAAAGCAGUGGAGAUUGUGUGGAAGCAAAAGAGAGUGCAGACAUGAUGUUCAGUGAUUUGAAAAAGCAUGACAAAGGAAAACGGCUACCUUUGCAAGAAAUUGCUAUAAGAUUAGGAGAAAAAGAGAAAGAAAUGUAUCAAUUGAAACACAAAGGAAACCAGCAAGUAGAGAAGUACGUGGAGAGUGUACAAUCAGAUAUAAAGUCGUUGCGGAUGACUCAGAAAGAAAAGUGCGACGAAGAUCAAGGUAUUCUAGCACUUUUCGAAAGGUCUUUUACAUAUCCUAUUUUAAAGAGGAGAUAUUUUCAUAGCUUUGUUAAGAUAAUGGGAGACAAACAGAGCAUUGAAGCACUGCAGCCAAUACGCAAGGAAUAUACUGAUAAAUGGAAAAAGCUUUGUGAAGAUCUGCAGGAAAAACGAAUCACAGAAAAACAAACAACAUUGAUAAAAAAGGAACUUGACUGUCUUGAAGAAAAACUGUCUGAUCUUUCAUUGAGCUUAGAACACUUCAAUAGAGAAGUCGCACAAAUGUAUGAAAUGAAAUCGUUUUUGAAGCUACUAGAUGAUUCAACACUUCAAUUUCCUGUCGUUGCAGCGAAACUUUUGCUUAAUGGAUAUCCUCUGGAAUUAAUGGAUGGAGACGCGUCUCUAGUUCCACUUAUUUGGAUUGAAGCUGUCUUGGCUACUUUAAAAGAUGAAAUUGGUAAUAAUAGUAUGUUUGUGUUAUCAGUUCUUGGUGUCCAAAAUAGCGGAAAAUCAACCAUGCUUAACACAAUGUUUGGUUUACAAUUUGCUGUCAGUGCAGGAAGGUGUACUAAAGGUGUAUUUGCCCAAUUGUUGCCGGUGGAUGGAACUUUACAAGAAAGUACUGGGUGUGAUUACAUCAUGGUGAUUGACACAGAAGGUUUACGUGCUCCAGAGUUAGCAAGCAUUGCACAUAGUAACCGUGACAAUGAACUGGCUACGCUUGUGAUUGGUUUAGGUGAUGCUACAAUCAUAAACAUCAUGGGAGAAAAUACAAGUGAAAUACAGGAUAUUCUUCAAAUUGUGGUCCAUGCGUUCAUGAAAAUGAAAUGUGUAAACAUUAAACCCAGUUGUAUAUUUGUACAUCAAAAUGUUACCGAUGUUACAGCGGCCGAUGUAAAUACGACUCAAAAGAGAAAGAUAAAGGAAAUAUUGGAUGAGAUUACAAAAUGUGCUGCAAACGAAGAAAACUGCAGUGAAAGAUUUAAAACGUUUUCAGACGUCAUUCAAUUCAAGGAGCAUAAACACGUGAUGUACAUCUCUAAUCUUUGGGAAGGAGAUCCUCCUAUGGCAUCUCCUAAUCCAGGUUACAGUGAAGGUAUUUUGCAGGUUAAGAGACAGAUCAUACAAUUCAUGCAACAAUCACAAGGUAGAUCAUUUAAAGACUUCCAAUGUAGGCUGUCCGAUCUCUGGAAAGCGAUCCUCUGUGAAAACUUUGUAUUCAGCUUCAAGAAUACUAUUGAAAUUCAAGCUUUUAAUGCUUUAGAAUCAGAAUAUUUGACAAAUUCUCGUAAAUUAAGAAGGAAUGCAAUGGAAUACAUGAAUAUCCUUCAGGUACAAUGCAAAAAACUCACUGCCAAAGAUAUAGUAGACGUUGGUAAAAAAAUACUAGAAGAUCAGAUUUCUAACGUAUGUGACGAUGUUCAAACUUUGCGUAAAAACAUGAAUGAGUAUUUUGACAGAGAAACAAUGGCGUGUCAAUGGAAGAGUAGAACAUUUUCGAAAAUUGAUGAAUUAUCCAAAGAUAUUAUGAAGGAAAUAAAUGAUGAAUUUGUUUCCUUAAAAAAUAAAAUAAUUGGAAGAAAUACAAUUGACUCAAGCAUGAAAAAAUAUGAAAAGGAUAUCCUAGAAAAAGCUAAAGACCUUGCUGACAUGUUCCGUGAUAAGAAAUUAUCCGAUUCAGAUUUGAAAAAAAAGUUUGAUGACAAAUGGAAGAAUUGGAUUGACGACAUACCACUAUGUGUAAACUUAGAUAUCGAUAUACAAUCUUCCCUUGAAAGAGUAAUAAUUGAAUCAUCUUGUUCACGUUACCAAGAGCAGAUUUAUCGUAUGUUUCAUAGUGAAUGCUCUUCACCCAGGUCUCAGACAUGGGUAACUGAAGAUGAUUUGAAUUCUGGCUGUUGGACUGAAGAACACGCAACAAUUAUUUCCAAUCAUGCAGUUAGUAAAUCAACAUGUAUCGACAAAACAAAGUUAUUUACGGAAACUGUACGAUCAAAUGUAUUACAAAAGAUUUCAAAUUACAGACAUGAGGGUAAAAAUUACAGUGAUCAGUUUGGGAAUCAUAUCGUGGAUUUCAUAACCGGGCAACUGUCGGAACAAAAGAUGGACAACAAAGCAAUCUUCACUGAUUUAGGAUUAGUUCGGGUAGCAGUACGUAUUGUGUGGUCGGUAAUGUCAGAGUUAAAUAAUUUGAAAGAUAAGUACAAGGAAGAGAACGAUCUAAGAUGUUACAUGGAGUCUCAAAAGGACAGGUUGUGGCAAAUGUUUAGAGAUGAAUGUACGACGGUAGAAAUAAGCGUCAAAACAGCGUCUAUGGUAUGUCGGGAGUUGGAAAAUGCUAUUAAAAUUUCUCUUCCGAAUCUGUGUAAAAACGGAGUUAUCGAUCAUUUGCGAACUUCUAACACUCAAGCAUUUGCUAAUAAGAUGUCACUUCAUGCACAAAUGCUGAUAGAUUUGGCAGAAAAACAUAAUUUUAAACCUUAUCAAAACUAUUUACAAAAUCCUCAUGAAUGUAUGAGAACAUAUAUAGGACAAUGUAUACACAAUGUGUGUUUAAGUGAAAUGACAAAAGGAAAACCUGCUAUUUUGAAAGAAAUAUAUUGUAAGACAUUAGACAACAUUUUUCUCAAGGCAGAUAAAGCAAUUAAUGGCACAUGUAAAUAUUUACAAGAUAAAUGCAAGAUUAGCAGUUUCUGGAGUAAAUUAAUGGAACAUAUCGGUAAUGAUUUGGAUGUAAAAAAUGAGUUAGGAUUCUUUAACGAAGAUUGUAAUUUUGAUGUAGAAGAAUCUAAAAAUAUGUUGCUAACUGAAUUAAGACAAUCUAAAAAGAAACUCAUAAAAGAAUACAACGGGGAGAAAGUUUUAGAUGGUAUUCUCAAGGGAUGUCAAAAGUUUUUUGAAAAAGACCUUCUUGGAUGCCCUGAACUGUGUCCGUUUUGCAAAGCUCCAUGCGAACUUCAAGGUGGAUAUGACGACCAUCGCACAGAAUACCAUCGGCCACAAGGAGUGUCUGGGUAUUAUUUAGAAGACACUAAAAAACUCGUUACCAGCGUAUGCACAUCGAGUGUGAGGACACAAGAUACAUUCAGAAAUAAAGACACUAAUUACAGACUUCACCUUUUUAAAGAUUUCCAAAGUGUUAAUAAAUUCUACAAAGCAUGGAAGAUCCAGCCAACUGAUAUUGAGUCUCAGCUCUAUUGGAAAUGGUUUAUGGCAAAAUACAAUAAGCAACUUGCUGAUUACUAUAAUGUAAAGAAAGCAGAUAUUCCAAAUGGAUGGAAGAAAAUCAGCUGGGAAUCAGCAAAGGAAGACAUGAUUAAAACUUAUAAUCUAUAAUAAAAACACAAUACUUCAAUUAUACUGGAAGUAAAUUAACAAAGACGUGUUUAAAACGUACAGAAAAUUAAACUAAAAAAUGAUAGUAUCUAAUAGCAAAAUUUCGGUUCCAUGUUGUCCUUAAAUGUUUGAGAAAAUAUUAGCUAUGAUAAUAAUUUUUUUAAACGAUGUAGGUCCUAAUAGGUGGCACGUAUACACAUGAUUAUAUGGUAGUAAAAUGUAACCACUAAUCCUUAGUCGCUUUAUGUUUAAUUACCUGUUUAUUUGUAAAUUGACGUCAGUUUUUGCUAGGCACUUCUUUGUAUCAUCGUUUUUCCUUUAUUUUCAUUUGCUUUGCUAGUUUGUAGACGAUGAUAGGUGUACGUAAAAUGAAUAAUGUGAAGCAAUGACUUUUAACUCUACCUGUACUGUUAGAGGGUAGAAAAAACCCUAUGCAAAAACAAAGAAGAAAAAGAAGAAGAAUGAAAGAAAAACAGAGCAGAACAGAAACAAUACCCUUUGCGCUGUAACGUUAAUAGUCCAUAAUAGGUCUAAUGAUAAUAAGCAAAGUAAUAAAAGCAAGAAAAAUAACGAUAACAAUAGUGAUGAUGACACCGGAGGUGAGCAAGGUUUGGGGGUGGGGGUGGACGAAUAGAGGUAUAGCCUCCCGUCCUGUUGGAAAUAUAAUAGGCCAAGAAGUGUUGAUCUUAUUCAUCGUCAAGAUGAUGGUACUUAUUUGAGUAAAAUACCCUUUUUAGAUAAUUUAAAAAAAAAAAUAAAUAAAUAAAGAAAAUAAAAGCAGUUCUUACUAGUCGUGGUGUUUCUCCAUACUACUGUGAUUGUGAUACAGGGAUUUCAGACUACCUAUGCCAUCAAAUAAUUAAAUAGUCAAUCUAUUUUCCAGAGUAGGAUAUCUGUGACGACAUGAGACAUCCAUGGAUGUCUUUUACAUGAAUCAACGAUCAUAUUCAGUUCGUCGUAUGUAUUUACCAAUAAUGUUUAGACAUGCGAAGGACCAAAAUGUAGGCGUAUUCGUAUUCAUUUUCGUAAGGUUGUAAAACCCUUUAGAAAAUAAACUCCGCGUCUUAUAUGUAGACCUU
Messenger RNA from Anneissia japonica, 5924 nucleotides. RefSeq names its product interferon-induced very large GTPase 1-like. NCBI's taxonomy places the organism in Eukaryota, Metazoa, Echinodermata, Crinoidea, Comatulida, Comatulidae. The record is from RefSeq and is a predicted model, not a curated record. Gene Ontology annotation, molecular function: GTP binding. Bases 61 to 4845 code for a protein of 1594 amino acids. The transcript has a single exon.